Messenger RNA from Triplophysa rosa, 6039 nucleotides. Its product is annotated as myosin-7-like. The record is from RefSeq and is a predicted model, not a curated record. Gene Ontology annotation, cellular component: myosin complex. The transcript has 38 exons. Lineage: Eukaryota; Metazoa; Chordata; Actinopteri; Cypriniformes; Nemacheilidae. The coding region runs from base 138 to 5951 and encodes 1937 amino acids. Gene Ontology annotation, molecular function: cytoskeletal motor activity; actin filament binding; ATP binding.
CAGUAUAUGAGCACUAAUAAUAAUAAAACACAACAGAACAGCUUGAUUUGUCAAUAACGAUCAAAUUAAUAUUCUUUCUCAUUUCAAGACUUGAACUUUCUUUGAUUUUCUCAGAGUAAAACAAGUCUGCUAAAGAGAUGGGGGAUGCUCUAAUGGCAGAGUUUGGGCCAGCCGCUCCAUUUUUACGGAAGUCAGACAAGGAACGUCUGGAGGCCCAAACUCGCCCUUUUGACAUGAAGAAGGAAUGCUUUGUGCCCGACCCUGAGGUUGAGUAUGUCAAAGCCUCCAUCACAAGUCGAGAUGGUGACAAAGUCACUGCUGACACUGAGUUUGGAAAGACAGUAACUGUGAAGGAAGUAGAUGUUCAUCCUCAGAACCCGCCAAAGUUUGAUAAAAUCGAGGACAUGGCGAUGUUCACCUUCCUGCACGAGCCCGCUGUGCUGUUUAACCUCAAAGAGCGUUAUGCGGCCUGGAUGAUCUACACCUACUCUGGGCUCUUCUGUGUCACUGUCAACCCCUACAAGGGGCUUCCAGUGUACAACCAAGAAGUUGUCGUCGCCUACAGAGGAAAGAAAAGAACUGAGGCCCCUCCACACAUCUUCUCCAUCUCUGACAACGCCUAUCAGUACAUGCUGUCAGACAGAGAAAACCAGUCUGUUCUGAUCACUGGAGAAUCUGGUGCCGGAAAGACUGUAAACACUAAAAGAGUCAUUCAGUAUUUUGCCAGCAUUGCAGCAUCAGGCAAGAGGGAUCCAUCAAUGGAGAAAAAGGGAACUCUGGAGGAUCAAAUCAUUCAGUGUAAUCCUGCUCUGGAGGCCUUUGGUAAUGCCAAGACCAUCAGAAAUGACAACUCGUCUAGAUUUGGUAAAUUUAUCCGUAUUCAUUUUGCGGCGAGUGGCAAACUGGCUUCUGCAGAUAUUGAGACUUAUCUGCUGGAGAAGUCUCGCGUCACUUAUCAGCUGAAGGCUGAGAGAGACUACCACAUCUUCUACCAGAUUCUGUCUCAGAAGAAACCAGAACUGCUAGAAAUGCUGCUCAUCACCAACAAUCCCUACGACUACUCGUACAUCUCCCAAGGAGAGAUUCAAGUAACAUCUAUUGAUGAUCGUGAUGAGCUGAUGGCAACUGAUGAAGCUUUUGAUGUGUUGGGCUUCACUCAAGAGGAGAAGAACAGCAUCUAUAAGCUGACUGGUUCCGUCAUGCACUACGGCAACAUGAGGUUCAAACAGAAGCAAAGAGAGGAGCAGGCCGAGGCCGAUGGCACUGAGGAUGCUGACAAAGUCGCAUAUCUGAUGGGCCUAAACUCGGCUGACUUGAUCAAGGGUCUGUGUCAUCCAAGAGUCAAAGUAGGAAACGAGUGGGUCACCAAGGGACAGAAUGUUCAGCAGGUGUACUACUCUAUUGGUGCUCUGGCUAAAUCAGUUUAUGAGAAAAUGUUCAAUUGGAUGGUUGUAAGAAUCAACCAAUCUCUGGACACCAAGCAGCCUCGCCAGUAUUUCAUCGGUGUGCUGGACAUUGCUGGAUUUGAGAUCUUUGAUUUCAACACUUUUGAGCAGCUCUGCAUCAACUUCACUAAUGAGAAGUUGCAGCAGUUCUUCAACCACCACAUGUUUGUUCUGGAGCAAGAGGAAUACAAGAAGGAGGGUAUUGAGUGGGUGUUUAUAGACUUCGGCAUGGACUUGCAGGCCUGCAUUGAGCUUAUUGAGAAGCCCAUGGGUAUCAUGUCAAUCCUUGAAGAGGAGUGCAUGUUCCCCAAAGCCAGUGAUGCAACCUUUAAAGCAAAGCUUUAUGACAACCACUUGGGUAAGAAUCCCAAUUUCCAGAAGCCCAGGAUUAUCAAGGGUAGACCAGAGGCCCAUUUUGCCUUGGUUCACUACGCUGGCACUGUUGACUACAACAUUUCAAACUGGCUGGUGAAGAACAAGGAUCCUCUCAAUGAGACUGUUGUAGGGUUGUUCCAGAAGUCAACUCUAAAGCUGUUGGGUAUUCUGUUUGCUAAUUAUGCCAGUGCUGACGCAGAAUCUGGUGGUAAGGGUGGCAAAGGAGGUAGCAAAAAGAAGGGUUCUUCUUUCCAAACAGUGUCUGCCCUCCAUAGGGAGAAUUUGAACAAGCUGAUGACCAACUUGAGGUCCACUCACCCUCACUUUGUGCGUUGCCUGAUCCCCAAUGAGACCAAGACUCCUGGGGCGAUGGAGAAUCCUCUGGUCAUGCACCAGCUGCGCUGUAACGGUGUGCUGGAGGGCAUCAGAAUCUGCAGAAAGGGCUUCCCCAACAGGAUCCUGUAUGGAGAUUUUAAGCAACGUUACCGCAUCCUAAAUCCUGCUGCUAUCCCUGAGGGACAGUUCAUUGACAACAAAAAGGGUGCAGAAAAACUUUUGGGCUCUCUGGACAUUGAUCACAGCCAGUACAAGUUAGGACACACUAAGGUGUUCUUUAAGGCUGGUCUUUUGGGUACACUUGAGGAGAUGCGAGAUGACCGUCUUGCACUUAUCAUAACUGGCAUUCAGGCCAGAUCUCGUGGCUUUCUGUCAAGAGUGGAGUUCCAGAAAAUCGUGGAGAGAAGAGAUGCUUUGUUAGUUAUCCAGUGGAAUGUACGUGCCUUCAUGGGUGUCAAGAAUUGGCCCUGGAUGAAGCUCUACUUCAAGAUCAAACCACUCCUGAAAAGUGCUGAGACUGAAAAGGAGAUGGCCAACAUGAAGGAGGAAUUCACCAAGUUGAAGGAGGCUUAUGCCAAAUCUGAAGCCCGCAGAAAAGAGCUUGAGGAAAAGAUGGUUUCUAUUCUCCAAGAGAAGAAUGACCUGCAGCUUGCAAUGCAGUCUGAACAAGAUAAUCUUACAGAUGCUGAGGAGAGAUGUGAGGGUCUGAUCAAGAACAAGAUUCAGCUUGAGGCCAAAGCCAAAGAGCUGACAGAGAGACUGGAGGAUGAAGAAGAAAUGAAUGCUGAGCUGACUGCAAAGAAGAGAAAGCUGGAGGAUGAAUGUUCUGAGCUGAAGAAAGACAUUGAUGAUCUUGAGCUCACUCUGGCCAAAGUGGAGAAAGAGAAACAUGCCACCGAGAACAAGGUAAAAAACCUAACUGAAGAGAUGGCAGGUCUGGAUGAAAUCAUUGCCAAGCUGACCAAGGAGAAGAAAGCUCUACAGGAGGCCCAUCAGCAAACGCUGGAUGACCUCCAGAGUGAGGAAGACAAAGUCAACACUCUCACUAAAUCCAAAGCCAAGCUGGAGCAACAAGUGGAUGAUCUUGAGGGUUCCCUGGAACAGGAAAAGAAACUUCGGAUGGAUCUAGAGAGGGCAAAGAGGAAGCUUGAGGGAGACUUAAAGUUGACUCAAGAGAAUGUGAUGGACCUGGAGAACGACAAACAACAGCUGGAAGAGAGGCUUAAAAAGAAAGAUUUUGAGAUGAGUCAGCUCAAUAGCAAGAUUGAAGAUGAACAGGCAAUGGCAGCCCAACUCCAAAAGAAACUUAAGGAGCUGCAGGCCCGGAUUGAAGAGCUUGAGGAAGAGCUGGAGGCUGAGAGAGCCGCUCGUGCCAAAGUGGAGAAACAGAGGGCAGAUCUGGCCAGAGAACUGGAGGAUAUCAGUGAGCGGUUGGAGGAAGCUGGUGGUGCCACUGCUGCCCAGAUUGAGAUGAACAAGAAACGUGACGCUGAGUUACAGAAACUGCGCAGAGACCUUGAAGAGGCCACUCUGCAUCAUGAGGCCACCGCUGCUACACUGAGGAAGAAACAUGCCGACAGUGUGGCUGAUCUUGGAGAGCAGAUUGACAACCUUCAGAGAGUCAAGCAGAAGCUUGAGAAAGAGAAGAGUGAACUAAGACUGGAACUGGAUGAUGUGGUCUCAAACAUGGAACAGAUUGUCAAGGCCAAGACAAACCUAGAGAAAAUGUGCAGAACUCUGGAAGACCAGAUGAGCGAGUACAGAACCAAGGCUGAAGAAGGCCAGCGUACAAUCAAUGAUUUCACCAUGCAGAAAGCCAAGCUGCAAACUGAGAAUGGUGAACUGUCCAGACAGCUAGAGGAGAAAGACUCCCUGGUCUCUCAGCUGACAAGAGGAAAGCAGUCCUAUACCCAGCAGAUUGAAGACCUCAAGAGACAACUGGAGGAGGAAGUCAAGGCUAAGAAUGCCCUGGCCCACGCAGUGCAGUCUGCCCGUCAUGAUUCUGAUCUGCUGAGGGAGCAGUUUGAGGAGGAGCAGGAAGCCAAAGCUGAACUGCAGCGUAGUCUCUCCAAAGCAAACUCUGAGGUGGCCCAGUGGAGAACCAAGUAUGAAACUGAUGCCAUCCAGAGGACUGAGGAGCUCGAGGAUGCCAAGAAGAAACUUGCUCAGCGUCUCCAGGAUGCAGAAGAAGCUGUGGAAGCUGUCAAUGCUAAAUGCUCCUCUCUGGAGAAGACCAAGCACAGACUUCAGAAUGAGAUUGAAGAUCUUAUGGUUGAUGUGGAGAGAUCUAAUGCUGCUGCUGCUGCUCUGGACAAGAAACAAAGAAACUUUGAUAAAGUCCUGGCUGAGUGGAAACAGAAGCAUGAGGAAUCCCAAACGGAACUAGAAAGUGCUCAAAAAGAAGCCAGAUCUCUCAGCACUGAACUCUUUAAAUUGAAGAACUCAUAUGAGGAGUCACUGGACCACCUGGAGACAAUGAAGAGGGAAAAUAAGAACCUCCAAGAGGAAAUUUCCGACCUUACUGAGCAACUUGGUGAGAGUGGGAAGAGUAUUCAUGAACUGGAGAAAGUUCGCAAACAACUGGAGCAGGAGAAACAGGAGAUACAAGCUGCCCUGGAAGAAGCAGAGGGUUCACUUGAGCAUGAAGAAGGAAAGAUCCUUAGAGCUCAACUGGAGUUUAACCAGAUUAAAGCUGACAUUGAACGCAAACUGUCUGAGAAAGAUGAAGAGAUGGAGCAGGCCAAGAGGAACCAGCAGAGAAUGGUGGAUACCCUGCAGACCUCACUUGAAGCAGAGACUCGCAGCAGGAAUGAAGCUCUCAGGAUAAAGAAGAAGAUGGAAGGAGAUCUCAAUGAAAUGGAGAUUCAGCUCAGUCAGGCUAACAGACAGGCAGCAGAAGCUCAGAAACAACUCAAGGGUCUUCAUGGACAUCUCAAAGAUGCCCAACUGCAGCUGGAUGAUGCUCUUCGGGGUAAUGAUGAACUCAAAGAGAACAUUGCCAUCGUAGAAAGACGCAACAAUCUGCUGCAAGCUGAACUGGAUGAACUGAGAUCUCUGGUGGAACAGACUGAGAGAGGAAGGAAACUGGCUGAGCAGGAACUGCUGGAUGUCAGUGAGAGAGUUCAGCUGCUGCAUUCUCAGAACACUAGCCUGCUGAAUCAGAAGAAGAAGCUAGAGGGAGACAAUUCUCAGCUUCAGACUGAGGUGGAGGAGGCUGUGCAGGAGUGCAGGAAUGCUGAAGAAAAAGCCAAGAAGGCCAUCACUGAUGCUGCCAUGAUGGCUGAGGAGCUGAAGAAGGAGCAGGACACCAGUGCUCAUCUGGAGCGUAUGAAGAAGAACAUGGAGCAGACCAUCAAGGACCUGCAGCACCGUCUGGAUGAAGCUGAGCAGAUCGCCAUGAAGGGUGGCAAGAAGCAGGUCCAAAAACUGGAAGCCAGGGUCAGAGAGCUGGAAAAUGAAGUUGAGAUGGAACAGAAAAAGGCCAGUGACUCUGUCAAGGGAAUUCGUAAAUAUGAGAGACGUAUCAAAGAACUCACCUACCAGACUGAAGAAGACAGGAAGAAUCUAGCUCGUCUUCAGGAUCUGGUUGACAAACUUCAGCUGAAGGUCAAGUCCUACAAGAGAACUGCAGAGGAAGCUGAGGAACAGGCCAAUGCUAACCUGGGCAAGUUCCGUAAACUGCAGCAUGAGCUGGAUGAAGCAGAGGAGAGGGCUGAUAUUGCUGAAUCUCAGGUCAACAAGCUGAGAGCCAAGAGUCGUGAUUCAGGAUCUAAGAAGGGGGUGGAUGAGGAGUGAAAAUCUCUGGAUCUCUCCAAACACUGAUUGCUGUAGCCAGUGUUUUUUUUUGUAGUUCAGUAGAAUAAACCAAACAUGCUAUGGAAAC